AUGGAUCAAAUAGCCUUGCCACAGAAGACACAUCGUCACGUCAAAUUUAAUCCCGAAGUACAAAUACGAUAUAUUGAACCUAAUUAUCGAGUCAGGUUCAAUCCCGUCGUACAAGUAAAAUACGUUGAUCCAGAACCCAACAAUUUGGCGUAUAUCAAAGUUAUUGGCGACUCUUUUGGUGAAAAUGAUGACUUAAAAGUCUUGCAAUUUUUAGAAAACCUUUAUUGGAAAGCAAUUCGAUUUGAGGAUAGUCGAAUAGUGUAUUCGAAAAUUCGACAAAAAAAAAUUAAGGAGGCAGAAUUUGAUUUGGAAGCGUGGAGAAUGAAAAAUUAA
Messenger RNA from Cetraspora pellucida, 333 nucleotides. The record is from the annotation of a GenBank genome assembly. Lineage: Eukaryota; Fungi; Glomeromycota; Glomeromycetes; Diversisporales; Gigasporaceae.